AUGAGGAAUCGCUCGUUUCUAGGGUCUUCAAACCGGCAUAAAUUUGUGCUGGUGGCCGCGAUCUUGACUCUAUUCAUUCUUUUCAAGUCUCUACCCUCGCCAAUCAGGCUAGACCCCCGCAUCGAUAAGUCAUACGGGCAAGACCGACCACGAUAUCUUCACCAGUCUCCCUUUCGUGAAAACCCAGACUAUGGAUAUGAGGUCAAGCUCUCCAAUGCGCUACGCGCGAUCGAAAUAGAAAGGGGAAUGCGCCACGAUGAGAAUGCGGCAGACACAUUGUGGCAGAUUAUGCUACCAGGCACCAUCACCCAGCGAAGCGACGAUUCAGUUCAAUUCGAGGAGAAGAAUUCGGACUGGAAAUACAAACUCGUACAAGCCGAAUGGGCCGACAAGUUCAUUUUCGAAACUCUCAAAUCCAUCCCAGAAAUCGGCCGGCUCUACAAAUCAUACCCUCACUCCGUCCACCGCGGUGAUCUCCUCCGCUACUUAAUCCUAUGGUACUACGGCGGGUACUAUGCCGACCUUGACGUAUACCCUGCACGAAGCAUCAAAUCCUGUCCCUCACUGCGCGAGUCAAUCUUCAAAGACAGCAGAAUCAAUGCAAACAUCACGCUAGUUGUCGGAAUUGAGAUUGACGAGCCUUUCGCUUCGCCACAAAAGAUGCGCGACUGGCACUGGGCCCGACGCUACGGCUUCAUCCAGUAUACAAUGUAUGCACCACGACGGUUCAGUCCCCUGCUGAGGGAGAUCAUCGUCCGGGUACUGUCCCACACGAAGCAACGUCUCGACAAGAGUCAUUUCUGGAAUGAGGGAUACAACGAAAUGGAUACGCUGGAGAUCACCGGCCCGGGCGUGUUUACAGAUGCCAUUCUCGAUGUGCUGUCGGAUACAUUGCCGCCUACACACCGGUUAAUUCAGCAGUCUGUGGAUGCAGACGCUGGGUUCUCGUCCUCGGCUUCGUCUGUACAGCGUGUGACGUGGGCGCCUUUCCACGGGAUUCAAGAACCACUCUGUGUCGAAGGUCCUGAGGCCAGGUCUGGCAAGCAGCUGGGAGGACUAUGUGUCCUGCCUGUCAACGCUUGGGGCAAUGGCCAGCGGCAUUCUGGAGCGGAAAACUUCCAUAGCCAGCACGCUUGUAUUAACCAUCGGUUUGGGGGAACCUGGAAGCCUUGGAAACAGAGCUGGCAGAAGUACCUCUUUGGCUGA
Penicillium robsamsonii is the source of this 1206-nucleotide messenger RNA. RefSeq lists its product as uncharacterized. Bases 1 to 1206 code for a protein of 401 amino acids. Gene Ontology annotation, biological process: protein N-linked glycosylation. NCBI's taxonomy places the organism in Eukaryota, Fungi, Ascomycota, Eurotiomycetes, Eurotiales, Aspergillaceae. Gene Ontology annotation, molecular function: alpha-1,6-mannosyltransferase activity. Gene Ontology annotation, cellular component: mannan polymerase complex. The transcript has 2 exons. The record is from RefSeq and is a predicted model, not a curated record.